This is a messenger RNA of Gadus macrocephalus (Pacific cod), 2133 nucleotides long. RefSeq names its product arrestin domain-containing protein 3-like. Lineage: Eukaryota; Metazoa; Chordata; Actinopteri; Gadiformes; Gadidae. The transcript is spliced from 5 exons. The record is from RefSeq and is a predicted model, not a curated record. Gene Ontology annotation, cellular component: cytoplasm; plasma membrane. Gene Ontology annotation, biological process: protein transport. Bases 316 to 870 code for a protein of 184 amino acids.
CAAGACUUUCUAUAACGCUCAAAUGCACUGUUAUUUUAAAAUCAAGUAUGAUCGCAUUCCUUUUUCAUACGCUUAUCAUGAUAACUAUAUAUUUAACACAAUGACAUUUCUCAUGCAGACACUCGAAUCUCCAAGGGAAAUCACUCGUAUAAAUUCAGCAUCAACAUUCCAUCCGGGAGUUUGCCCUCAUCCUUCCACGGGGCUCAUGGUAGGAUCGUCUACAGACUGGAAACCAAGCUUUCAAGGAGUUGGGGGUUGGACAGCAAUGUAAAACAGGAGAUCAACUUUGCAUCGAAGGCCAUUUCAAGCCUCCUGAUGACCCGCCAGGUUGGCCAAGUGGAUAAAGACAUAGGAAUCUUCUCCAAAAGAUCCGUACACAUGGAGGUGUUUGUGGAGAGCGGAGUCUACUCCCCGGGUCAAACUGUGGCAGUUAUUGUUAAAGUCAAAAACACAUCCUCAAAAGACAUGACCCCCAAGUUCUCUUUGAAUCAGUAUGUUAAGUACUGUGCGCAAGGCUUUACAAAGUUUGAUUGUCAUGAAAUCUGUAAGUUAGUUGGGGAGGUUAUUGAGAAGAAAAGUGAAAAAACAGUCACUUGUGCAUUGAAGAUCCCUCCUGACACGAUCCUAUCCAUCCAGAACUGUGAAAUCCUUUCAGUUAAAUACAAUUUUAAGGUGUACUUGGACAUCAGCUUUGCCACAGACCCAGAGAUCAAUUUUCCACUGGUCAUUGCCCGUUCCGGCUUCAUGUUAAACCCAGGGCCCGGGGGAAUGAACCAGCCGUACCCCCCUGUAGCAUACGGGGGCCCAAGCAACAGCGACUUCCCUCCCCCCGCCGCCUGCUCUCAGCCAGCUCCGCAUCAGCAGGCCUAGGGUCCCUCAGCAGGGACCCUAGGCCUGCUGAGCGACCAUAGGCUGAGGGACCAUAAGCCCCUCAGCCUAUGGUCCCUUCUUGGGGUGCUUUGGCCGCUCAGCAGCCUUCGGGCACCUAGCAGCCUUCUGGCCCCAAGCAGCCUCCAGGCCCCCAGCAGACUCCGGGGCCCCAGCAGCCUGGGGCCCGGGCCCCGCUGCGCCUGGUGCCAUGGGAGCAGCUUGCUACCAGCCCGUGCCACACAACAAGUGUCCGUAUGGACCCCCGGUCCAGCCCUCAGCGCACCCCCCAGUGCUCCACCCUCCUCCUCCGCCGGCGGCUCCGGGGGCUCUGCCCUCUGCGCCGACGUUCGACCCCGACCAGUACGCCCCGCCGUUGUUGGCCUCCUGCUACAACGGCCCCACGUUUAGCAUUUCGCCGCCAAUCCCGGGAUGGGCACCGAUUUUCUAUCCCCGCAAUAUGAAGAACCUCCUUCGUAUCUGUCUAUGUUCCCCCCGGCAACCAACGAUAAACCGCCAAAAUAAUUGAACAGAAAGCGCUGAUGAUUCAUUGUCGUGGUUUUCGAAACAUGGAAACGCGCCAUGGGAUAAAUGUAUAUGUAUAUAUAUACACCUCAAUAUGCAACCUACGGUUCAUUAAUUUUAAGCAUAUAUACACAUAUGCUAUGAAGAGCUUUAUUCAAUGUCUAAAAUGGGGAAGUUUAAAGGCCUUUGGUAUUUUGUGGUUUCCUCUCAGGGCUCAACCAUGGCCAGUGAUGUCAUUCAAACACACCUGGUUGCAUGUGGUCUACAACUGCAGUAGUGUGACCACAAUAUCCCUUCAAUGGACCAUUUUAUAUUGAAGACUUUAUUCAGCCAUGCAUGUAUGGCAGAAAUGUGUGACACAUUUGAAAAUAUAAGAAUUUUUAUUAUUAUACACUAUACGUAUGAAUAAAGUAUGAUCAGUAUCAUGCCUACAAGCUGAAAGGGUGGAAAAACAGUUGGACGUACUAAAGUUAAUCGUUCGUUUUAAAUAAUCCUGUAUCGUCUACAUUUCCUGUUCUCUUCUCUACCUUUCGUAUGAGCCUGCUUAAAUAUAUUGUUAUUCUUUGUAUGUUUCUCUGACAUGCAUUUAAAAUAACCUUGCCAAAUGUAGCUAGAUGUCUGGACACUUUUGCUUGCUCUUUGCUGCUAAUCAAUGAAGUGUAUUUUUAGAAUAAUUGUACCAAUAAAAAAUACAAUAAAAAACGACUUCUGUAACUUACAUAUCCAGAUGUACUAUGGAUC